Emiliania huxleyi CCMP1516 is the source of this 1296-nucleotide messenger RNA. RefSeq names its product proliferation-associated protein 2G4. Lineage: Eukaryota; Haptophyta; Isochrysidales; Noelaerhabdaceae. The record is from RefSeq and is a predicted model, not a curated record. The transcript is spliced from 4 exons. Bases 1 to 1296 code for a protein of 431 amino acids.
AUGACCGAUGUUUUUGAACUUCGAUGGGCGGCCGUAGACAGCUUGCGCCUUCUCUUCAGGCGGCGCCGGACCAUCAUUCGUCAGAGCGUUCAGGUCGCCCGAGGAAAAUUCGACGGGCAGCGGAGCGCCGGCAGCCUGCCUGCAGCCGCUAGCGAGCACCACGAAGGCGCAAAGCCUGACGGCGGUGUGUGGCAUGGAAGAGGAUGUCGAUCGACUGUGAGGCCUGCAAGGCCAACGAGGCGUCUCAAGGGAGAAAUUUGCGUCACAUCGGGCGAUAUCGCCAACCGCGCGCUCGCGGCUGUCGCCGCCGCCUGCGUGCCCGGCGCGAAGGCUGUCGACUUGUGCAACAUCGGGGACGCGUACAUCAACGAGGCUGUUUCCAAGAUCUACAACCAGAAGAAGGAGGGCAAGAAGCUGGGUGUGGCGUUUCCGACGUGUGUGUCCGUCAACAACUGCGUGGGCCACUACUCGCCGCUGACGUCAGAGGACAAGGUGGUGCUCGAGGAUGGCGAUAUGGUCAAGAUUGACCUGGGCGUGCACGUCGACGGCUACGUUGCCGUCGUCGCGCACACUGUGCUGGUGGGCGAGCAGGACGUGUCGGGGCGCAAGGGCGACGUGCUCAUGGCGGCGUGGACGGCGGGCGAGGUGGCGCAGCGUAUGCUCAAGGAUGGAGCCACUAACAACGACAUCUCCCAGGCGAUUGCCAAGGUGGCGGAGAGCUACCAGUGCUCACCCGUCGAGGGUGUGCUCUCUCAUCAGAUGAAGAAGCAUGUGAUUGACGCGAACAAGAAGAUCAUCAACAAGAUCACGCCGGAGCAGCAGGUGCCUAAGGCCACCAUAACCAAGAACGACGUCUUCGCGAUCGACGUCGUCAUGAGCACCGGCGAGGGCAAGCCGAAGCAGCUGGAGGAUCGGACCACCGUCUUCAAGCGCAACGUGGAGGUGAGGACAUACUCGCUGAAGAUGAAGGCGUCGCGCGCCUUCUUCUCAGAGGUCAACCAGCGCUUCCCGACGAUGCCGUUCACGCUGCGCGCGGGCAACGAGAGGGAGUGGCGCAUGGGUGUCACCGAGUGCGUGAAGCACGACCUCUUCAUCGAGUACCCCGUGCUGUACGAGAAGAAGGAGGAGUUCGUCGCGCAGUACAAAUUCACAGCGCUGCUGCUUCCGUCCAACAAGACGGCGCGCAUCACCUCGGGGCCUGCGCCGACGGCGACGAGCGAGCACUCUGUGCAGGACGCUGAGCUUGUCGAGCUGCUGGCACAAUCAACCGAAGACAAGAAGAAGGCGAAGAAGUAG